CCAUGCGCCGAGGCGCGCCCCGAGACAGCCGGGGGCCGUCGCCGCAGCCGCCGCCCGCGCUGAGCCCCGGCCCGGUCCGCGGCCCGCGCCGGGCGGCAGCAUGAGCCAGGCCGAGCUGUCCACCUGCUCGGCGCCCCAGACGCAGCGCAUCUUCCAGGAGGCCGUGCGCAAGGGCAACACGCAGGAGCUGCAGUCGCUGUUGCAGAACAUGACCAACUGCGAAUUCAACGUGAACUCGUUCGGGCCCGAGGGCCAGACGGCGCUGCACCAGUCGGUCAUCGACGGCAACCUGGAGCUUGUGAAGCUGCUGGUCAAGUUCGGCGCCGACAUCCGCCUGGCCAACCGCGACGGCUGGAGUGCGCUGCACAUCGCCGCGUUCGGCGGCCACCAGGACAUCGUGCUCUAUCUCAUCACCAAGGCCAAGUACGCGGCCAGCGGCCGGUGAUGCCCGCCGGGGCCCUGGACUGCGGCCCGUGCCCGCGUCGUCUCUGCUGUACUUCCCGCCAACUACCUCGGUGUGCGCCAGGGUCGCCGGCCCCGCCAGGAGUCCCGCGCCGGGCCCUCGGCGCCCGCCCGCAGCC
Molecule: messenger RNA, 581 nt
Organism: Lemur catta (Ring-tailed lemur)
Lineage: Eukaryota; Metazoa; Chordata; Mammalia; Primates; Lemuridae
Gene: NRARP
Product: NOTCH regulated ankyrin repeat protein
Exons: 1
Coding region: 101-445 (114 amino acids)
Cellular component (GO): cytoplasm
Molecular function (GO): protein binding; enzyme inhibitor activity; phosphatase regulator activity
Source: RefSeq, a predicted model, not a curated record